This is a messenger RNA of Leishmania mexicana MHOM/GT/2001/U1103, 2970 nucleotides long. RefSeq lists its product as uncharacterized. The record is from RefSeq and is a predicted model, not a curated record. Gene Ontology annotation, molecular function: hexosyltransferase activity. Bases 1 to 2970 code for a protein of 989 amino acids. NCBI's taxonomy places the organism in Eukaryota, Euglenozoa, Kinetoplastea, Trypanosomatida, Trypanosomatidae. Gene Ontology annotation, cellular component: membrane. The transcript has a single exon.
AUGUCGGAUGGGGAGCACCUCCAGCAGGGCCAUCUUAGCAGCCUCGCUCUGGUUUUGAAUCGAUGCGGAGUCGACGACGAUGACGGAGGCGGCGGCGCCACCGCCGACGAGUUCAAGGCAGGCAACGCCAACGGUGCACUGGCGAGUAGUGCAACCCCCCAGAGCGUCAUGGGCACCGGGCGAAUGGGCUCGGACGGGUGGAGAGGCGCAUCCUCGCAGCACCCAUCCGGACGCGGCUCGCAGCAUGCGCCUGCAUACACAUUGAACUCGCUACCAACAUUGCCGUUGCCGCCGCAGCCGCCUCACGUGCUCGCGGCGUCGAAGAUAGUGUCCGUCUCCCACACACCAACAUCGGAGCAGUCCAUGAAUACUCACGGAGGCACUCGCUCCCUGCGGGAUGAGUUCCGAAUGGUUGCCGGAGCUGCCGCCGUGGAGGGCAGCGUGCGGCCCCACCGACGCGACAGAGCAGGCUUUGAAGAGAACGAUGCCCGCCUUCUUCCGGUGUUCUUGCCACCCGGGCAGUCUGCCGCCGCGGCUGCCCCGUCAAGCGCUCUCAGAGGAAGCAACUGGCACCGUCGGAUGUGCGCGUGCUGCCGGGGGAAAUACGCGCAGAUGUGGCUACGGAUGAGCUCCGCUGUUCAGAGAGAUGACCGGUGGUUGUGGCGCUGCCUGCGGGGGACGCUCGAGGAUGCAGAGCCAGAGAAAGGUACUAGUCGACGACAGAGACGGAGACUCGUGGCGCGAGGGCUUCUCCUGGUGAGCAUUGUCUGCAUCUCCCUCAUGGUCUUCGGCGUCUACCGUAGCGCCAUGCGUCGACUGCAUCGACCCAAUGUCCCGGGCUGGAACGGCACAUUGUCCAUCCUUGUCCAGCACGAGGAAGCGCCACGGCGCAUGCGCCUCAAGCACUCGCGGAAGGUCAAGUGGAUCCACCUGCCAUCGUGGACGCUGAGGGUGGUGCCGGCAAGCUGCGAGGAUUGCCUCGACAGUGACACGUAUGUGGUCGCGCUGCAGCGAGCCGUCGAUGAAGUGGAUCGGAUGCAGCGUGAGGACAUCGCGAGGCAACAAGCCGAGUUGCAGGCGCUACAGCAGCAGCAGGAGGGGCAGCAGCAGCAGCGAGAUGACUUUAAUGUUGGCGCACACGAUGAAACAGUGUCGCCGCUCACGACGGUGACUUUGGAGGAUUUCCUCAAGGCGAACGGCGGCCCAUACGCGGUGUUCGCCAACAUCGGCGCCCCACUCGGCAAAAUUGGCCCCAUGCUGUUUGCUAUGCGCAGCGUGACCGACGGUGUCGACAUGGCGGCCGAGCUGCCUCGCUGGAGCUGGCUGCAACACGCCAGCAUCUCCUCGGAAGCUCACGCUGUGAAGUCGUCGCCAUACAUCGCCGUCAUGGGCAUCCACUCCGCUGACACCGUCGCCCAUGCUCAGCUGCGGGACGCGCAGCGCAGCACGUGGUUCCGCUACACCGCUGUUGCCCAGCGCGAGAACGACUUUCAAGGACGCCUUCUGCCCCUGUACAUUGUCGCGGCACAGGAGCGCGAAGGGACGGCGGACCCGACUUGGGUGGGACAGGAUGAAGAUACGGGGCCCGAGGCUGCGGCGGAGUUCUAUCGACCGACGCUACAGGAGUUCGCUGACGCGACCAACUUCUACCGCGCACUUGCCGCGUCGCCCUUGAACGGAGGCGCAGCGCUUGGCGGCUUCUCAUAUCGAGAGCGACGCAUGUCCCUCCGGCCGAGGUGGCGCACAUUGGAUCCGACGAGCUCUCCUUGUGACCACAUUAUCUCGUCUACAGUGCACGGCAGCGCCAACCGCCGGCGACCGCCGCUGGCGGUGCUGGCCGAGCACCUUCGGCUUCCCAUUAUUCCCGCGUUCACCGCGGCAGCGCGCUUCUUGUGCGAGGCCUCGAGCGGUCUUUGGCUGGAGGCACUUCAGCACAGCGACGUGCUGUGGGUUGAUAUGCUGGCGGACCGCGGGGAGGCAGCGAGGGAGGCCGGGAAGGGCGACAGCCGCUGGAGGAUGGCGGCGCCGGUGGGCAUGACCCAGAAGACGGUGCUGUGGCUGGAGUACGCCUACCACGCCUUCCCUGACGUGCUGUUCAUCGUCAAGAGUUACGAUGACGUAUACAUAAAGGCGCCCCAGAUAGUGAGCGACUUCGCCUACGUGUUGAGUGGUCGACAGCACCGCGACCUCGACGCAAGCUUGGUGAAGAAUGCCGGCAGCGCACUGCUUCCCGUCGAUCCUGUCAGCGGGGUUGGUGAUACGCUGCGCACCGCUGCCCCACUUGCCGCCGCCUCUCAGCCGCGCCUGCCACGCUCACCAGAGAGCGAGUGCGUGCACUGGGGUCUUAGGAACGCGAAGCGCUUUUCACAGAGCCAACACGUGGUGACUCGCAAGGUGGCGCGCAUCGUGCUCGAGAAACCGCAGGAAGCCUACGGAACCAAAGGACUGCGGGACGUGGUGCUGCUGUCCAUGCGCGACUUCAACCCCAUCUUCGCCGACAUCUACGCCGACGUCGCGAUGACCGAUGAGGAUCGCUUCAUCGGAAGCGUUCUGCACGCCCGACGCGCGCGUGCCGCGAAGCUCUGUCCGCAUCGCCGCAUCACGCACGUAGAUGAAACUAUUUCCCGCUUUCACGAACUGCGGCGCGACGUCCGCGGUAUCGUGACGUUUGCGUCUGUGGUGCUGCACCGCUGCACCCCGGCGGACAUGUACUACCUGCACAGGAACUUUUUCUUGGAGGAGCACCGGCUGAGCGGCGGCACCACGCCAGCCGAGGCGGCGGCGGCCGAGAAGGCGGCGCAGGAGCGUGGGGCGCAGUGGAUACGGGCGAACAUGAACGCCUCGCUGGGGCCCGGCUGGGACAACGUGAACCCAGUGCUGUGGGUGCCGCACAGCGCACACCCAGGGGAUGCGAAGCCAGAGAUUCUUGUUGUGCAAGACGGCGUCGCCGUGUACAAUUUUUCCUUUUAA